Molecule: messenger RNA, 3850 nt
Organism: Melanotaenia boesemani (Boeseman's rainbowfish)
Lineage: Eukaryota; Metazoa; Chordata; Actinopteri; Atheriniformes; Melanotaeniidae
Gene: klf5a
Product: Kruppel-like factor 5a
Exons: 4
Coding region: 250-1764 (504 amino acids)
Biological process (GO): regulation of transcription by RNA polymerase II
Molecular function (GO): DNA-binding transcription factor activity, RNA polymerase II-specific; RNA polymerase II cis-regulatory region sequence-specific DNA binding
Source: RefSeq, a predicted model, not a curated record
GGCUUAGUGGGCGGUGCGUGCUCUGUAUUUACUCUGCGCCGCUCCGCCCUGCAGCGAGAAACAUAGAAAACUGUCUGUGGGCCGGAGGGAUGGAACAAGUGGAAGGAGAUGUUGCCGACAGGCACACAGUAAUUACUCCACCUCACGCACUACACCUAGUCGGUUCAGCUCCUUUCUCUGUACGCGGUAGCAUCCUCUUUUCUGCGUAACAGGACGAACGAGCAUUUUGCGCUGCUGCGUCGGAGCUUCAUGGCCGCAACACUCACGAUGAGCGGCGGCGUGCAGGAGGACCCUUUCUAUACGCUGCAGAAGGCGACUCUACCCGCUGGAUUCCCUCUUGAGGACUCGGCGUUGUUCGGCUUGGACUGCAAAAUCCCCGGAACGGACAAGGCUGCACAAAAUGACUUCGCACAGGCAACAUGUGAGAUGGACCGAUAUCUCUCCCCUCAGCCCCUACCCUUCCCAACUCACACAGACAGCCAGCAGAAGUCACACAGAGACAGUACAUCUGCAGUGGAUCAGUUCUUCACUGAUGAUGACACUGGGGCUCCCUACACCCUCAACAUGAAUCUUUACCUGCCUGAUGUGACUUACCUGAGAAUGGGCUCGAGUCAGCAUCUGCGGCUCCCUCAGCACCAGAACCAUCAAGGUCUCACACAAAUCAAAACUGAAACUGCCUCUUCGUGUUUUUCCUCUAACCUACAGCCUCACUGCCCCAACACUACACCCACAAGUAGCUGCAGCACAUCUGGGCAUGGCCCCGGCAAUAUUGCCAUGGAAACCUCAGCCAUAAGUAUGACAUUAACAGGGUUACCAGAUUUCAGUGUUUUCAACCAGUCGGGAGGCAACCGCGGGGGUGAUUCUUUGCCAGAAGUGUUUGUCAAACAGGAAAUGACAUCACAGUUUGAGCAGCAUGGACUCCACCAUGAUGGCAGCAGCUCGCUGUUCCAGCUCCUAAACUCUGGCUUGGAUCAUCACCACGGCAAUGGUAUGGAGGCUCAGCAGCAUCAUCAGCAGCAGCAGAUGCAACACAAUUCCACCACCACAAUCCACACGCCUUUCCACGAUUUGCCAGUUGCUUCUGCCACCCAACAAGAUCAAACUGCCAAGCCUGCCUACCAUAGCCUGGGCGGCAGUGUAUACACACACCCUCACACUCAGGCACACCCCCAUUUCCUGCAGCAGCAGGUGCUCUACCUGCCGCCCUCCCCGCCAAACUCAGAACCGGGUAGCCCUGACAGGCAGAAGGAGCUGCUCCACACUAUGUCCCCUCCUCCUUCAUAUGCAGCCACUAUUGCCUCCAAGCUUGCAGGAGGCAGUCCUGGACUUGGACCUGGCCCGGGACCCGGUAGUCUAGCCUUGUCCCUGACUGCAGGUCCCACACCAGUCCAAGGCCCGGGUGCAGUCCUUCCCCAAGUCCCCACAGCAACUCCAACCCCAACACAGAACCCCAUGCCUGUCCGCUACAACCGGAGGAACAAUCCAGACUUGGAGAAAAGACGGAUCCACCAUUGUGAUUACCCAGGUUGCAAGAAGGUCUACACCAAGUCAUCCCACCUCAAAGCCCACCUCAGGACUCACACGGGUGAGAAGCCAUACAGGUGCACGUGGGACAGCUGUGACUGGCGCUUUGCUCGUUCCGACGAGCUGACACGUCACUACCGGAAACACACGGGCGCCAAACCCUUCCAGUGUGCCGUCUGCUCCCGCUCCUUCUCUCGCUCCGACCACCUCGCCCUUCACAUGAAGAGACACCAGAACUAGCAGCAUUUGCACACACACUAAAAGUUAUACUGUACAAGCACUAUCAUAACACGUAAAGCACUCACUCCGUCUCCCACAGCUGCAGCGUUACACGCCGUGUGUUGCGGAGCGGUUUCACUGACAUCACUUUUCCUCCUGGUGCUGCAGUCCUGUGUCACAACAGUACGAUAGCAAACAAACAUGCUCUUGACCUGGAGCAGGACAAGUAGGAGGCUUUAAAGUAGGAAGAAAGUGGCCACAUGCCACUACUCCAGCCUCCACAUCUACUUGGUUUAGAUUUAUCUGGACAAUGACGAAGAAGACACCUGAAAACAAAAAGAAAAUGGUAGCUCCUAAAUGUGUUUCCAGUCCAUUUGGACUCUUUAUUUUUGUGACUGGAAAAAACAAAAACAAAAACAUUAAAAUAUUGUCUUUAUUGUAAUAUAUAAGUUUAUGAAAGCUAGCCAAGCAAAAUCUUUGUUUACUCGGUGGUUUGUUUAUAUAACUGGAAUAUCCAGAUUUGAUUUGUAUUUUAUUUUUUAAUUUUUUCAGUCCAAUUCCUUAGGUUUGCACUAGACGUGAUUAUCUCUCAGCCUUUAUGUCUCUCAAACACCACUGGAACAAUCAUUAUCACUACUGGACUGGAUCUUCGAACAGCAAGGACUUGUGUAGCGAUCAGAUAUUAAAAAUUGAAGACUUUGUUCUCUGGAGAUGUGGAUGAUAGAGCAGGAAAAAAAAGAUGGAGAUGGAGAGAGAAAGAUUUCUGAUUUUAUAGACUGAUGGAGGGACGUGGAUGGAUACUAAAGAGCAGCAAUUAGGUGAUUAAUUAUUUACGUUCUCUUUUUGAUGGAUUUCCAACCAGACAAAUGUAAGCAGGACCCAUUUUAGAAAUCUCAGUUAAAACAAAAGCAACUGAUUUGAUCAAAAUAAUAUUUCUGAACAGAUGUGCCAUUAAACGAUUUACUUUUUUAAAUGUUUUAACCAAAGUAUCUUCAUCAUCAUCACUGAUACCUUUAUUAAGUGCCUCUGGUUCAUAUGUUUCUGUUUUGUGGUAACAGCUGUGAUGGAUGUGGGUGGUUCUUUUAAAUAUAUAUGGUGCUGUUUUAAUUUACUAAAUUCUGAUGUUUCUCAUCAUUGUAAUGAAACAGCCACUCUAGACAUCCUGACAUUGUGUGGAGCUUUUGUCCAAGAGUGACAGUCCUUUCUCCAAGGGUGUUUAAUUCUCUGACUGUACACAGGUAACUUGCCACUUGGCUUUAUCAGUCAAACUUUCUCUGUUAAAGGACAGGUUCACCUUUAGAAAAUAAAUAAAUUGGAGGUACACGUGGUUUUAUCAUUAGCUUUUUGUAACUUUAGUUUAACUCAAAGUUUGUUUUUACACAGAACAUGAAUUCUGUUCCCUAUCCUAUCACUUCCAUUCAAAUCCAUCCAAGGGUUUACAAUAGUGUGCAGAAGUCUAGCACCAGCCCUCAUUUCUGUAUAUUUGGCUUCCCUUGUGCCCUUUAAAGGUGCUCACACCUCAUCAAGAUUGAAUGUGACCUACAACCUUUGUUACCACUGGUCUUAAUUGGUUUAUGUUGCAUACAGAAUAUGAGUGCCAUGAGGGGAAAAAAGUGUGUACCUGUCUUUUAAUACAUAAGGUGUCCAUUUGAUGGUGUGAUUUUUUUUUUUUCCUUUACCCUGCUAUUCUUACUGUGUUUGUUCAUUCACUGCAGGUAGCAUAAAGACAAUAUAGCACUGUAAUGUAACAUGGUAAAUCUGACUAUUUAUUUGAUUGUGUAGAAGCGGGGGUUGUAUCAGAUCAAUUGUCUUUUUCCCUCAGCAAAAAAGCCUUAAUGUAAAUAUAUGCACUGUAAAUACCCCCCCCCCCCCCCCCCCCCUUUGUUAUUUUGUAAACAAAAGGGCAAAAAAUGAGAGUGCGCCCUGCAUCCAAAAAUAUUUGAGCCUUUUUUUUUUGUCAAGACUAUUUUGAUGCCAUUGUUUUAUAUAUUGUUCUUCCUACUUCUUUUGUAGAUUUUUUUUCUUCCAUGAUAAACGUUCCAAAGACAAAAGUUGUUUUUCUUCAACUGAGUGAAGCUGAUGCUAAUAAAAUCAAUUGACACUUUUA